Molecule: messenger RNA, 1545 nt
Organism: Sturnus vulgaris (Common starling)
Lineage: Eukaryota; Metazoa; Chordata; Aves; Passeriformes; Sturnidae
Source: RefSeq, a predicted model, not a curated record
CUCUCUGGACAUGAAACAGGCCCGGAGCUCCCUGAACGAGGAUCGAGCCCUGGGCUCUCAGAACACGGAAUGGGCCCGGGGCUCCCAGAAAGGGGAACGGGCCCGGAUCUCCCUGAACGAGGAACAGGCCCGGAGCUCCCUGAACCCCGCCGGGCUGCGGGGGGGGGGCGGAUUUCGGGUCGCAGCUCCCCCAAAACUCAGCCGCGUGUCCCGCAGGACGCGCCGGAGGCCGGGGAUGGCGCCGAGAGGGACGAGGCGGUGGGAGAAGGUGGGAACAAGGACACGGAGAACAAGGACAAGGAGGACAAGGACAAGGAGGACAAGGAUAAGGAGGAGGAGGAGGCUUUCCUUGUCAGCCUCUACAAGUUCAUGAAGGAGCGGCACACGCCCAUCGAGAGGAUCCCGCAUCUCGGCUUCAAGCAGAUUAACCUCUGGAAGAUCUACAAGGCUGUGGAAAAGCUGGGAGCCUACGAGCUGGUGACGGGCCGCCGGCUCUGGAAGAACGUGUACGACGAGCUCGGGGGCAGCCCCGGCAGCACCAGCGCGGCCACCUGCACCCGGCGCCACUACGAGAGGCUCGUCCUUCCCUACGUGCGGCACCUCAAGGGCGAGGAGGACAAGCCGCUGCCCCCCAGCAAACCCCGUAGACAGUACAAGGUCUCCAAGGACGACAAGAGCAAGAGGGCCAGGAAGGAGAAGAGCCGCGAGCAGCUGGCUCCGGACAAGGGGCAGCCGGAGGCGGUCGCGGAGGACGCGACCCACAGCGAGACCUACAAGCGCCUCUUCUCCAGCUUCUACUCCAAAGGGAACCAUCCCAUCAUGUCCCCGCUGGCCAAGAAGAAGCUGCUGGCGCAGGUGAGCAAGGCCGAGUCCUUGCACUGCCACAAACGCCUCUGCCCCGAGGGCCGGCGGGCACCGAGCGACAGCGGCCCCGAGCCGGCCCGGCCGGGCAGCGGCCCCAGCCUGGCUGAGCAGAGGAGCCCGGAGCCGUCGGGAGCUCCGGACAGAGCUCCGAGCGAGGGGAGCGAGGCAUCCCAGGGAGGCAGAGACAGCCAGGGCUGCCCGCGGGCCGAGGACGGGGGCCCGGCCCCCGCCGUGUUCACCGGCUACUUCCACGCCUACCGCAGCGAGGGGCUGCAGCCCGGAUGCCCCCCGCUCUGGGGGUAUUUCUCCAACCUGAAGGAUUUUUUGGAGCCGCCCUCCGCCUUGCCGGUGCGGCCCGGGGAGCCCGAGCAGCCCCAGGAGCUGCGGAGCAAAGCGGCGCGGCCGUGGGAGGGCAGGGCCGCCGCUGUCCGGGCCUGCUGGGUGCCCCCCGGGGCCACCUUCGGCCCCGCCGGGCACAGCCGCGACGAGGAGGAGGAGGAUGAGGAUGAUGAGGAGGACGAGGAGCCCUUUGGCCCCGCUGCCAAGCCACGCGCCGUGUCCCCCUUGGCCAAGGCGGGCAGGGACGGGGGGACACGCUCGCCGGGCGGCCACCAAGGGCUGGCCAAACCCAAGGCCGUGGUGGCCACUCCGGGCUUCGCCGCGCCGCCGCCGAGCAGCUGA